AUGCUAACGAUUGAGCAAUGCUUGUAUUAUUAUUUGGCAGCAGAAGCACAACGAAAAGCACAGCAUUUUAGUGCUAUACAAGCUUUAGCUGCUUUUCCACCAAACUCCGAAGGGAAGGCAACGCGUGUAAAACUGCUUUUCCAUCAAAUUACUCUGCAACAUUUCGUGAUGAAUGAAUUCCUGCGUGAUUUGAGUAUAAAUGGAUAUAUGGAUGUGUCCUGGAAUGACAGUCGGCUUACAUGGGAUGAAGAGCAAUGGAAAUUGAAGAAACUGGAAAUACAUUCAAUCAGCCACCUGUGGGUACCAAUGCUAACUGCACAGACGUUUGAGACUGCGGUUCGAAACGGUGAUCUGAUGGAGAUACGGCGUGUCACGGUACAGAGCAAUGGCACUGUUCGCACUAUUAUCAAUUUUUCGCUGCGGACGUUCUGCGAAGACUCCGAUUUCAAAAACUUUCCCGAUGAUGUUUAUAAGUGCUGUUACCAAAUCGAACCGCACUUCAACCAGGAUGCGAUAGAUUUUGAAACUGUCGGGCAACCUGUAUUCACGGACCCGAAAUAUUUCCGCGAUUACGGCUGGCUCAUGUAUGGCACUGUACCAACCGUCCAAAUUGCUGAUGAUACGCAAAUUUCACAGCUCGGCUUUUGCAUCAACUUGCAACGAUCGACGAACUCGGUACGAAUCGAGCUGUCGCUACCGAGCACCGUUACCUCCAUAUUAUUCCUGCUGACGCCUUUGCUGGGUCAGAUCCAUCUACAGAUUGCUGCAAAAAUGUUCGUGCUCUUCCUACAGUUCCUCACUUUGCAGCUCUUCUCCGCCCGUAUCGCACCGCAUCUUGGCUCCGCUGCUGCAACGCCAAAAAUACUGCGGUUUCUGGAGUUUGCAGUAGUACUCAAUACUCUUAGCAUUUGUGUAUCGAUGGUGUUAUGGAUGUGCUGCAAAAUCCGCCGAAAUUUGCCGCCAUGGAAUUGGCUGAUCAGGACAUCAGAGGUGAUCAAUAGGUGCAUAUGCAUAUUCAACACAACGGACAGUUGCACAUCACUGCACGAGAAAGCAUCCUCGACGACAAGCUGCUAUCAGGAAGACUGGAACAAUGCGUUUAUUGCAAUACACGGUGUUGCCGUUAGCACACUCUCCUUUAUUUUCAUCUUUGGCUAUUUGUUAUUCUUAUAG
Messenger RNA from Gongylonema pulchrum, 1173 nucleotides. Lineage: Eukaryota; Metazoa; Nematoda; Chromadorea; Rhabditida; Gongylonematidae. The record is from the annotation of a GenBank genome assembly.